Molecule: messenger RNA, 470 nt
Organism: Zeugodacus cucurbitae (melon fly)
Lineage: Eukaryota; Metazoa; Arthropoda; Insecta; Diptera; Tephritidae
Exons: 2
Coding region: 130-414 (94 amino acids)
Source: RefSeq, a predicted model, not a curated record
UGGCCAGCAGACGGUGGUUGGCUUAUAUAAAAGUGCCAAUGCAGUGGCGAUGGACACAUCAGUGCGCCUGCAGCAGCUAGAUAAAGAAGUGUUUCGAGGAAGCGGAUAAAUUGCGUUAACAAAAGAACUAUGCAGAAAGUGUUGAUCUUCGCCUGUCUCUUGGGGACUGUUGCAUGGGCCACCGAGAUUUACUAUGCGCCCGCCGCCAGCUCUGCCGCAGCUUAUUAUGCGCCACUGCCCAUCGCAGUGCCGGCAGCACGUGCGGCUGCAAUUGUGCCACUGGCUUAUUCACGGAUUCAAGCAACAGUGCCGGUGCCGGCAGUGGAGACGUACAACAGCGUGCAGACACCCGAUUCGUUCCAACAACAAUAUCGCUCUGAUUACAAACCGGUCACAUAUGAAUUCAUACACUGAUUGCCGGAAAGAACUCGCAUGAAAAUUGAAAUGAUUUCUAAUAAAGACAACUAAAA